Penicillium samsonianum is the source of this 1929-nucleotide messenger RNA. RefSeq lists its product as uncharacterized. The transcript is spliced from 2 exons. The record is from RefSeq and is a predicted model, not a curated record. The coding region runs from base 7 to 1929 and encodes 640 amino acids. Lineage: Eukaryota; Fungi; Ascomycota; Eurotiomycetes; Eurotiales; Aspergillaceae. Gene Ontology annotation, cellular component: mitochondrion.
GCCAUCAUGUCGCUCUGCUCUCGAGGCGCAGUGCUCAGAAGCCCGAGAUUGAAUCUGUUGCGUCUGCUUUCAAAGACCAUUCCCCGAUCCCAGCCCCAAACGCUCUUUUCACAAUCGCGCGCCGCGCCACAAUCCAAAGUCCUUACGGACCUCCGCAGGCAAUGCCGAUGCUUCUCAACAACUCGCUUCCAGCGAGAGCAGCCCCCAACUGAGCCUCAGAUCGACACCCUAGCCGAUUCCCUGCCUUUGUGCUGCCCAGGAUGUGGCGCAUUCUCCCAAACGGUUGAGGCAAACGAGCCAGGAUACUAUGGUACAUCACGAAAGCAGAUUCGGAAGCUACUAGCCGUGAGAAAGGAAGCAAUUGAAUACAAAAAUAUACAACAAAACGAGGCUAUAUCCACUGAGGGAGAUGACUUGAGCGCACAGCAGAACGAUGCCAUCGAGGAGGCAGUGCCACCCAAGCCCAUUCAAGAUGGAGCUUUUCCAGAUGAAGCUGUCGAUCCCGAGAACAACUUUCUUGGGUCUCCCGGUCGAAUCACCGAAGUCUGCGAUCGUUGCCACGACUUGAUACACCACAACAAGGCAGUCUCUUCGCCUAAGCCGACUAUUAUGUCUAUACGAAACUACCUAGAAGAAUCGCCGUACAGACACAACCGUGUUUACCAUAUCAUCGAUGCUGCAGAUUUUCCAAUGUCUCUCGUUCCACGCAUCCAUUGGGCUUUAAUGCUGCAGGAGCAACGUUCGCGCAACCGACGAUCUACGAAUGAGAAAUACGAACGCGGAAGAAAACUCCCAUCUCUCUCGUUUAUAAUCACGCGCUCGGACCUUUUGGCGGCAACGAAAGAACAGGUAGACUCGAAGAUGGAUUAUAUUCGCACAGAGCUCCGCGCAGCUUUGGGGAGAUCAGGGAGGGAGGCCCGUUUGGGCAACGUGCACAUGAUUAGCGCGCACCGUGGCUGGUGGACCAAGGAAGUCAAGGAAGAGAUCCGAGAGCAUGGCGGUGGCAUUUGGGUCGUUGGCAAGGCAAAUGUCGGAAAGAGCAGCUUCAUUGAAGCUUGUUUCCCCAAGGAUUCCAGAAAUGUGGAGAAAAUCGAAGAGUGGGUUCAACGCCGUCGUGAGGAAAAUGAGAUUCCAAACCAGCGAGAGGCUAUCCUUCUUAACCCCGACAGUCUUCUGCCCCCUGCCCCCCGCGAGGAUCUCUACCCUGUGCUCCCAGUCGUGUCUUCCCUUCCAGGCACUACAGUCUCGCCUAUCCGCAUUCCAUUCGGUCGUGGGAAGGGCGAGGUCAUCGAUUUGCCCGGCCUAGAGCGUGGUCUAUUGGAGGACUUCGUUCAGGAUGAACACAAGCGUGAUUUGAUCAUGACGAAGCGGAUCAAGCCUGAACGUUCAACCGUUAAACCCGGCCAGUCUCUUCUGCUUGGUGGUGGUCUUAUCCGCAUCACCCCGGUGAACCCCCAAGAUACGGUCAUGUCCGCCAGUUUCCUGCCUCUCGAGUCUCAUAUCACCAACACACAGAAAGCAAUUGAGACGCAGGCCGAAGAAAGCCCCUACCGAGGGACUGUCAUUAUGAAAGAAGGAACCGGCAGCACAAUGGCCUCGGCCGGUAUAUUCGACUUGAAGUGGGAUACCACCACCUCAAAUCUUCCUACCUCCCUCGCCAAAGCUGUGAGGGACAGGGGGAUUCCAGUGCCUUCAUUGCCAUACCGCGUGAUGUCUGCAGAUAUUCUCAUUGAGGGCUGUGGCUGGAUCGAGCUCAGUAUACAAAUCCGCAGCAAGCGGGAUGCUGAAGACGAACCUUCCUAUCCGCAGGUCGAGGUCUUUACACCCCAUGGGAAGCAUAUUGGGUCCCGGCGUCCGAUUGAAUGUUGGAACUUUAUUGCAGAGAAGAAAAAGAUCGACAAGCGCAAACGGCCGCGGACGAGAUAUUGA